AUGGACAGGAUCCUGGAGAAGUAUGAAAGAUACUCAUUUGCAGAAAGACAACUAGUUGCAAAUGAGCCUCAGUCCCCUGCAAACUGGAGCCUGGAAUACAGCAAACUUAGGGCUAGAAUUGACCUCUUGCAAAAAAAUCAUAGGCACUACAUGGGAGAAGAUCUUGACUCCAUGAGCCUCAAAGAUCUUCAGAAUCUUGAACAACAACUUGACACUGCUCUCAAGAACAUUCGAUCUAGAAAGAAUCAACUCUUGUACGAUUCCAUCUCCGAAUUGCAGCGAAAGGAAAAGGCAAUACAAGAGGAAAACAGCAUGCUGUCGAAGCAGAUCAAAGAGAAGGAGCAUGAAAUAGGGCAGCAGCCAGAGUGGGAGCACCAAAAUCACGGCCCUAACGCACCACAAAUGCCACCACCACCACCGCCGCCGCCGUUCUUGAUGGCCACCCCCCAUCAACUCCCUGCCUUGAACAUCGGGCAUGGAUACGUUGGGGAAGCGACAGAGACGGGUACGAGGAAGAAUGAGCUUGACCUCACUCUUGAUUCACUCUAUUCAUGCCAUCUUGGAUGCUUUGCUGCCUGAAAAUUGGCCAUUUAAUUAACUUUCUGCAU
Sesamum indicum (sesame) is the source of this 608-nucleotide messenger RNA. NCBI's taxonomy places the organism in Eukaryota, Viridiplantae, Streptophyta, Magnoliopsida, Lamiales, Pedaliaceae. The record is from RefSeq and is a predicted model, not a curated record.